AUGUCGCCUCAAGCUCUGUCACCACAGAGCACAGGCACAAUGAAGAAAAGCUUUAGCAGCGGAACCUUGCAGAAAUCCGGCCAGGCUACCAUCACAAGUCCGAUGGCUGCUGAUAUUGAGAUGCCGAAGCUUCCGAAGUAUCUCAACGUAACCAACCUGACGAAAUUCAGGAAGUUGCCAAGCAGCACGGGCAACCUCCAUGGAUGGCUGGCAGAGGACUACAGUCAAAUCAAUUGGCCGCUGCCAAAGAUGUUUGGCAAGGAGAAAUAUGGAUACAGUAUGAUUGACAUCGAUGAUCCGCGGUACAUCAAGGAGUGUGCCUUGAUGUCCCAAAAGCUUAUCCGAUUGCACUAUGACCAGCAGAUCAUUGAUUAUACGUGGAGAAACACGUACAAGGCGCUUCUAACAGCAGAACACCGCCAGGCAACCCUGCCGAACAACUGUGCUCAGAAGACCAGAGACUUGAUGAAAAAAGAGGUUGAUUCCUGCAUGAAACAGUUGCUGGAACUGCAACAGCAGAAGGACAUGUAUGAGCAGCAGAUCAAGGAGAUCUACGAUCGAUGCGAUGCUAUCAAAGCAACCAUUAAGAAGGAAAACGAUCUGGAAGACCUCCGAUUGACUAUGGAGAAGCAGACCAAGGAGAAGAUCUCCAGCGACUCUCCUUUCUGGAAGGCAUGUUUUCCUGGGACAUGGGAGUCCCAUGACGUGCCAUGCGGACUGUUCCAGGCCAAGUUCAACAUCCGCUCUGUGAACGCGAUGGAAUCGCAGGCUCCAAGGCGCAAGAAGCAAAAGGGAAUUCUUGCCAAUUUGAACAUCGGUAAGUUGCAGCGAUGCCAGGAUCAGAGCGCAGUUUUCAUUCUCAGCAUUUGCCUUCGGUCAAUUGAUCUUGGCUCAAUUGCCCUAGACAGCAGCGAUAAGAAGAUGGGCAAAAAGGGCCAGGCAGCUGCGCCUGAGGCGGUGGAGGAGAGGCAGUGGCAAAAGCGGCGGCAGGCACGAGUGCAGCCGCCGUAUCAUUCCAUCUUGGGCUUGGAGGAAUCCAACUUCCGAAGCCUGACCAAAGAUGAGCUGUGGAAGGCGUUCUUUGCCAAGCGAGUCAUGUACAAGCGCCGCGAAGCGAAUGGCUCUCUGUCAGAGGAGCUCCAGGAUUCCAAUGACAAAGUUGAUUGGGAUCUGGUGAUGGAGGCCUUCCACGUGCUGUCAGGGCACGAGGCGCGCUCGGCCUACGAACAAGGCAACCUGGCUUCUCACGCGCAGCCCGAAGCACAGUCUUUCAGAAGCCACAAUGGGCAAACAUGGGCAAACAUUCGAUCCUCGGUUUUUUGCAGGCGGCAGCUCCUCGGGCUUAGGGCACUUCCCUCAGCUUUUUGGCCUUGCUUGCGUUUGACACUUUCGACAUCACGUUUUGCAAAGAUGUACAAGUCAGCAAAGUGGAAAGGACUUUCAUGUUUUGUUCGGUGGCUGCCCUUUGCAGAGCGCAAACGAGCUUGUAGUAAGGUUACAGUUACAGUGAACUGCUACUUGAUUGGAAACGACAUCAAACAAUUUGCUCCGAAUUCAACUGUUGAACGUCCUGAAUAA
Messenger RNA from Symbiodinium pilosum, 1578 nucleotides. Lineage: Eukaryota; Dinophyceae; Suessiales; Symbiodiniaceae. The record is from the annotation of a GenBank genome assembly.